Molecule: messenger RNA, 927 nt
Organism: Entrophospora sp. SA101
Lineage: Eukaryota; Fungi; Glomeromycota; Glomeromycetes; Entrophosporales; Entrophosporaceae
Source: the annotation of a GenBank genome assembly
AUGGCAAAAAAAAUUCAAGAAAAAAUACCCAGGAAAAAUUUGGAUUCAAUAUUACAUGAUGAUACACUUGAUAUAAAACUUGAACCGACAGAUCCUAAUUAUAGGUUUCGAAAAGCCAUCAAUAGAAAGAUGAAAAAACUAGAAAAAUUACUUUAUAGUGCUGAUAUUGAUAUGAGACUUGUACCUGAUCCUAGAUAUGAAAUAGUUAGAGAACUUGAUAGCCAAAAUUUAUCUACUAAAGCUGAGAAAGAAGAUGGUGAAGAAGGUGUUGAAGAAUCGAAUUUACCAAUAACAGAAUAUGAUAUGGACAGAGUUAGAAGUACGAUCAAACAAUUUGUUAGGGAAUGGGCAUCAGAACGAGAUGCGGCAUAUAAACCUAUUAUAGAAGCUUUACUUGAAUUUUAUAAAGAUGUUCCAAUUGAAGAAAGAAAAAAUAUUCAAGUGUUAGUUCCGGGCGCUGGAUUAGGAAGAUUGGCAUUUGAUAUAGUAAACCAAGAUCAAUUAGUGCCUGUUUAUAUACCAGAUGUGAUGCCUAGUAGUAUCCCACCUGAAUCUGAUUUUUCAAUGGUGGCAGGAGAUUUUACAGAAGUUUACGGUGACAAUCAACACAUAGGCAAGUGGGAUUGUAUAGUUACCAGUUUUUUUAUAGAUACUGCUAAAAACAUUAUAGAAUAUAUCGAACUCUUUCAUCGUAUUCUUAAGCCCGGAGGAUUAUGGAUUAAUAUCGGUCCAUUAUUGUAUCAUUACGAGAAUACACCCGGUGAGAUGUCGAUUGAGUUGAGUUUAGAAGAGGUUAAAAUGGUUGUGAAAAAAACUGGAUUUCAAUUUCAGAGGGAAAACAUAUUUCAAUCAACCUAUACAAUUAAUCCAAAUGGAAUGUUAAAAUAUUUAUACGAUUGUGCAUUUUGGACAUGUGUAAAACAAUAA